AUGGCGCCCAAAAAGCAGAUUCAGCUAAACUUCUUCGACAUGGCUUGUAACGGAAGUCAUAUGGGUAUUGGGAUGUGGAAAGAUCCAAAGGAUAGUUCAAGGGAGAAGGACAGACUCGAGUACUAUACUUGGCUUGCGAAGCUGGCUGAGAAGGGAAAGAUUUUCUGCAUUUUCUUCGCAGACGCUUACGCCGGGGCGGGUAACUUUGAGGGACACGAAGCCGCGUUCUUUCGUGGAGGCUCAAUGGUUGGUCAGAUGGAUCCUACGAUUUUUAUUUCCGCGAUGGCGGCAGUGUCAAAUUCUGUUGGGUUUGGAAUUACUGGUAGCACUUCAUAUCUGACCCCGUUUAUAAUGGGAAGAACGUGGUCAACACUAGAUCAUGUCACUCAAGGUCGCAUUGGGUGGAAUAUCGUCACAAGCUAUACAGACUCAGCAGCUCAAGCUUGUGGCAAGUCGUCAAUUACACCCCAUAAUCAGAGAUACGAAGAGGCGUCGGAAUUCAUGGAUCUUGUUUACACUCUCUGGCAAGGCUCGUGGGAAGAUGAUGCCAAGAUCUGGUCUGUAGAGAAAGGAGCCUACGAUCCGGAGAAGAUCCAUAAAAUCACAUUCAAUGGCAAAUACCACAAGACCUUUGCUCAUGCUGCGACGCAUCCAUCACCGCAGCGAGUGCCGUUAUUGUUUCAGGCGGGACAAUCGUCGAGUGGAAAAGCGUUUGCCGGCAAGCACGCAGAAGCAGUCUUUUGCGGUGGAGCUGUACCGUCGGACACUGCACCAUACGUGAAGAGUAUACGCGAGAUUGCUGCAUCAAACGGCCGCAACCCCGACGAUAUCAAAGUCUUUCCCCAAAUGACGCCAAUUCUAGGACGAACCCUUGAAGAAGCUCAGGCGAAAAAGGAGCACUGGAGAUCACUUGCUGAUUGGCGAGGCGGCAUGGCCAAACUCAGCAGCUUUAUUAAUAUCGACCUAUUCACCUAUCCAUUGGACGAACCGUUUAAGUUCUCGGGCGCAAAGAGCGAUAACGCUAUCCAUGCGAUUAUCAAUACACUGCAGAGAUAUGACAAUGAUCCUAUUCCGAUGACUCCGCGGCGUCUGGGUGCCACAAUGGCAUUUUGCGGUUUUGCUGCUAUGCCCGUUGGAACGCCUGAGAUGGUUGCGGAUGUAAUGGAGGACUGGGUUAAUAACGCUGAUAUUGAUGGGUUUAAUGUCACUUACGUUUCAAACCCCCAAUCUUUCGAAGAUGUCGUCGAACUCCUUGUCCCAGUCCUCCAAGAACGAGGUCUUAUGUGGGAAGAUUAUACCGUUCCUGGUGGUACGCUACGUGAGAACAUGUAUGGUGUUCCGGGCCAGAAAACUCCGUUGGAUACGCAUCCGUCGAGCAGGUUUAGGUAUGGCGAGUUAUUGGAGACCAAUGGGGAUGGGAAGGGCGGGAUCGUUAUUGACCGUAUCAACGAGAAGGUGGAGGCGGAGGUGGUGGAUGAGAAGAUUGUCAGGUUGGAGACGAAGGUUGUUGAAUUGAACGUCUAG
Molecule: messenger RNA, 1524 nt
Organism: Glarea lozoyensis ATCC 20868
Lineage: Eukaryota; Fungi; Ascomycota; Leotiomycetes; Helotiales; Helotiaceae
Product: Bacterial luciferase-like protein
Exons: 5
Coding region: 1-1524 (507 amino acids)
Molecular function (GO): monooxygenase activity; oxidoreductase activity, acting on paired donors, with incorporation or reduction of molecular oxygen
Source: RefSeq, a predicted model, not a curated record